Messenger RNA from Coniosporium apollinis CBS 100218, 879 nucleotides. RefSeq lists its product as uncharacterized. Bases 1 to 879 code for a protein of 292 amino acids. The transcript is spliced from 2 exons. The record is from RefSeq and is a predicted model, not a curated record. Lineage: Eukaryota; Fungi; Ascomycota; Dothideomycetes.
AUGUCAAUAGGAAAGCCGGAUGUUGUCGAUGUCGAGAUGCAGCACCUGCCACCUCCGUUGCCUGAUCCUGUCCCAGGAUAUCCGCGGUUGGCAGAAAGGAUGGGGAGAACCCCUGAGACUGCGAUCCUACGCCGCUUCGCAGGGCUCAAUGCGCGGAAUCUCCUGUAUCUCCAAGCGGAGCUUGUUCAGCUGGAGCGCGACCUCGCUGAGGUGGAAGUUGCGGACAGCCGGAGGGAGGAGGGCCUGGGACGGAAGUUCUCCACAGAUUGGUUCUGGUUGGUUGAAUCGGUGAAUGACAAUGAGCAUAGCCGUCAAUGGCAGCUUAUGCUCAAGGUCCGAGAGCGGUUGAAGGAAUACAACGAGGCGCUCAUUCAGCAAAAUCAACUGGCAAACAUGCUGCAGCCCGACAAGCGAGACAUCCUCACGCUUCAGUGCUGGAUGACACAUCCCAAUGGGGGAGACGGGGUCAUGGUUGGCGGCGACUCGUAUGUCUGGGGAGACAUUCAAUACAAGGGAUCGCAUGCUAGAGACCUCGUUGCUUUACGAGCCCGGCAAGUCGACGAUCCGUUUGCUCGAUUGGUGACAGGUAGAGUCCGGAAUUGGUACGAAGGAUCCAUCGGGCGCUUUGUAGACAAGAAGCCCUCGCGUAUGAACCCAGAAGCCGGACACGAGGACUCUAUUCUCAUGAACCUCACGUCCAUCGUCACGAGUCUUAUUGAACCGCUGUUCCCGAUCGCUUCAAUCGCGAUCCUAUGCGCUGUGCAAUCCGUGUCGACUCGUAUAGCCGUCAUCGCCGCCUUGAAUUUCGUUUUCUCUUUCUGCUUGAUGACCUUCGCAAGAGCAAGGAGAACCGAGGUAUUUGCCGCGACCGCCGCGUGA